GAGACCCUCAGCUCCAGCAGUACGGCGAGGUGAACCAACUGGGCGGGGUGUUCGUGAACGGCCGUCCCCUGCCGAACCACAUCCGGAUGAAGAUCGUGGAGUUGGCCCAGCUGGGGAUCCGGCCGUGCGACAUCUCCCGCCAACUGCGAGUGUCUCACGGCUGCGUGUCGAAGAUCCUGGCCCGGUUCCACGAGACGGGGUCCAUCCUCCCGGGGGCCAUCGGAGGGUCGAAACCCCGCGUCACCACCCCCAGGGUGGUCGCGCACAUCCGCGAACUCAAAGCGAAAGACCCCGGGAUCUUCGCCUGGGAGAUCAGAGACCGACUCCUCGCCGAGGGAGUCUGUGACAAGUUCAACGUCCCGUCCGUCUCCUCCAUCUCCCGCAUACUCCGGAACAAGAUCGGCCCGCUUCAGGGCCAUUCCGGGUCGCUGUUGGACGGAAAGCGAUCCGGCGGCCCGUCUCCACCCACGGCCCUCUCCUACCCCGCCCUUUACGGAUACAGCCCCAUGCCAUCGUCGUACGCCGCUGCCGCUUACUCCGCC
Darwinula stevensoni is the source of this 542-nucleotide messenger RNA. Lineage: Eukaryota; Metazoa; Arthropoda; Ostracoda; Podocopida; Darwinulidae. The record is from the annotation of a GenBank genome assembly.